AUGAUCAUCCAUAAUAUUAAAAAGUAUAAGUAAUAUGAGGAGUUUUAAAAAUUGACAAAGCUUCAAGAUUCUAAAAUAANUCAAUAUUAUGAUGAAUAAAGAGUAAUAAUGUCAAAACAACUAUCAGAAUCAAUUUUAAGUAAAAUAGAAGAUACUAUUAAACAAAAUGUAAUUAAAUAAAUGGAAUUUUAUAAUCUAUAAGAUAUUUCUUAAUAAAUAGAUCGUUUAUAAGACUUUUUAAAGAUUAAAGCAAAUAAAAAUGAUGUCUAAGAUGCUUUAAAAUUAAAAUCAAAUCAAAUGGAUUUUUUGUCUCUUGAAGAUUAAAUCAAUAUUAUGAGUAAGAAAUUCAAAUCUUAGAUGAGAAUAUUUACAGAUUUUAUGGAAUUAUUUGGAAUUGAUACUGAUAAUGAGUCAAUGAAUUUUAAAAAGAAUGCUAUUCAAAAAUUAAUAUUUGAUGCAAAAUCUCUUAAAAAUAGCUAUUAAAAAAAACAUUAAUAAUAACAAAUUGUAGUUGAAGAUUAAGCCUUUACUACUAGAUAAAGUGGAAGCAAAAAAAAAUUUAAUACAUCCCCUAAAAGUAAUGGAGUAAAACUACUAUUAAGACCUUUAUUAUCAACCACAUUUUCUGUUCAAUAAGCUAAAAGAAACAAAUUGAAUUUAUCAAUGAUUUAAUGA
This is a messenger RNA of Paramecium sonneborni, 675 nucleotides long. The record is from the annotation of a GenBank genome assembly. Lineage: Eukaryota; Ciliophora; Oligohymenophorea; Peniculida; Parameciidae.